AUGUUUAUACCUGGAUCAAUUCCAACAAAUACAAACUUACCAACAAUAAUGAAUCAUAAUCUUCAUCAACAACAAUUUCUUUUUGAUAAUCUAAAAGAUCAUCGUUCAAAUAAAUUAUUAUCACCAAUGUCACGAAAAACAUCAGGAACAUCAAAUUUUUCACUUGAUCCUGAUUUAUUACGUGAAUUAAAUGCUCGAUAUUUACAUGAUAUAAAUUCAACACGAACUCCUAGUGGAACAAAUUCACCUAUAGAUGGAAAUGGUCUUCCAACAUUUCUCUUACCACCAUUUCUUCGUGCUGAACAUUAUCAUCAACAUACACAUACACAUGAACAUAAUUUAAAUAUUUUAACACCACCUAAUAAUUCAUUAUUAAACGGAAAUCUUAAUAAUUCAUUAUUAGAUAAAUUAUCAAAAUCAGACAAUAGUCUUUCACCAUUUCUACGUACAGCAAAUUUUUCUCCAUCAUCACUGUUGCCACCACCGCCGCCACCUCCAUCAGCAGCAGCAGCAGCAGUAUCAGCAGCUCCACCAAUAUUUCCACCAUUUAGUUUAGUUAAUAAUUCAACAGCAGCAUCAACUCCAAGUACGAAUAAUUCAACAAAAGAAGCAUCGUCACCUACAUCUAAAAAAUCUAGUAAAUGGUGUGCAGCACAUGUUCGAAUAUCUUGGAUGAUUUAUCAUCAACAACAACGUGCGAAAGAUAAAUUAUCUCCAUCGGAUAAUAAAAAAGAUGAAGAACAACAGCAACAGCAACAACAACAACAAUCAUCAUUAAAUCAUAAAUUACCCGAUCUUAUUACAAAUACAAAACCUCUUCUGCCACCACCACCGCCAUCAUCAUCAACCAGUGAUUUAUCUCUUCCAUUACCAUCAACAUAUCAAACACCACUUUUACCUCCAACAUCAUUUAAUUAUCGAUCACCAUUUGAUUUUACAAGUAUAAAUAAUGGACCAUUUGGUCGUGUACCUCCAUCAUCGAAUACUGCAUUUGGUGGUCUUGGAUCUUUAUUUCCACCACCACCUCCGCCGCCUCCUCCUUCUGCUCCACCCUCGUCGUCAUCAACAAUGGAUCGAAAAUCAGAUAUAAAUGGAUCAGUCGCAGCAGCUGCUGCACUUGGUCUUGAUUGGUCGCGAUUUCAUCGUGGUAUUGGACCAUCAUCAUUAAUUCCAUCUUUAGCACCACUUUCAUCUACCAAUGAUAAUUUAUCAUUAAAAAAACUUGACGAAACAAAUAAUUGUAAUAAUGAAAAUAAAAAACGAUCAUCAUCUGUACUUAAUAAUAAUGAAGAUGAUCGUCGUAAUUCUCAUCAUCAUUUAAUGCUUCCACCAUCACAUUUAACAAAUAAUAAUAAUAAUAAUUAUUCAUCAUUAAAUCGUUCUCGUUCACGUUCUCCACAUCCAACAUUACAUCAUCAUAAUCAUCAUUCAUCGAAUUUUUCAAAUAAAAAUUCAUCUUCUUCACCACCAUUACAUUCGUCUUCACGUAAACGUAAUUCACCAAAUGUUAAAUCAAAUAAUAAUAAUAAUAAUAAUAUAUCAGAUAGUUCGAAAACUUCACAUUCACUACCAGGUUUACCUCCAGUUUCACUUCCACCAACAUUUGGUGCUUUUGAUCCUUUAACAUUAUCAAUUAUUGAACGACAACGUUUAUCAGCUGCAUAUGCAUCUUUAUUUAAUAGUGCGACGAAUCCUCAAUCAAAUAAUUAUUUUCCAAAUAAUUUCGAUCCUUCACAAUUUCGUAAUAAUAAUAAUUCAUCGAAUAUUUUUCCAAAUCUUGAUUCAUCAGCGAUGACAGCAGCUUUAAUGCAACGUGAACAUUUUCUUAAUUCAUUACGUCAACAACAAGAACAAAUUAUGGAACGUGAACGUGCUGCUGCCAUAUCUUCAUUAAAUAAAAUAUCAAAACAACCGAAAAUUGAACAAUUAUCACCAAAAAUAAAUAUUGAAGAAACUCCUAAAGUAGCUACAUCGCCUGGAUCACAUUCUUCAACAUCCUCAUCAUCAUUAUCAUCGACAUCAUCAUCGAAAAAAAUCAAACGUGAAAAAGAUUCAUCAUCAUCAUCGCCACCAACAAUAGAAAAUUCGAAAAUAAAAUUAAAAGAAGAAUUACCUAAUGAAUCAACUUCAACAUAA
This is a messenger RNA of Adineta steineri, 2136 nucleotides long. NCBI's taxonomy places the organism in Eukaryota, Metazoa, Rotifera, Eurotatoria, Adinetida, Adinetidae. The record is from the annotation of a GenBank genome assembly.